This is a messenger RNA of Rhododendron vialii, 2333 nucleotides long. RefSeq lists its product as uncharacterized. Gene Ontology annotation, biological process: attachment of GPI anchor to protein. Bases 37 to 1887 code for a protein of 616 amino acids. The record is from RefSeq and is a predicted model, not a curated record. Gene Ontology annotation, cellular component: GPI-anchor transamidase complex. The transcript is spliced from 13 exons. NCBI's taxonomy places the organism in Eukaryota, Viridiplantae, Streptophyta, Magnoliopsida, Ericales, Ericaceae.
CGCAAAAUCAUCCACUGUUUCAGAGGCUUCCCAGCAAUGGCGGAAAUCGCAGAAACUCCGAAUGACGCACCCGAUUCUUCUGGAAACAACGAGUCCGAAACUAAGCAAGAGAUCUCGGACUUCGACCCGAGCACCAUGCGGAAGACGAAGCCCGGCUUGAAGCGCCUCGUCCUCUCCCUCUCCGUCCUCUUCUCCUUCCUCCUAGGUCUGCCGUUUCUGCUCAAAUCGAUCGAGAUCUACCGCGCGCCGCUCCCGUUUCGCGACAUUGAUUCGCUCUCCAGAUCGAUCGAGUCGGCUCCGUUGGCAUUCCCUUGUCGAUUCCACGCCGUUUUCGUAGGUUUCGAUCGCGGAAAAACCUCCGACGAGUGGACGGUUGAUGAACUAGGGAACUCAAUUCUAGGUCAAGUGAACAAGUUCACUGGUGAUGGUCGAGUUUGUGGAAGUUGUGGUAGAAACAACUAUAGUGUCUUAGUGACAGUAGAUUCAAACACUGAUUGUGUAAGCAGUAGGAGUUUAGGUUUUGGUUUAGAGUCGGCUUGCUCGUGGCGGUGUGGGGCCACGAGUGACUUGAAGUUAGAUGAUGAUGAAGUUGUUGAUGAGUAUUUGGAGUCUGCCUUGAGGGGGAGUGAGGGUUGUGGUUACGGAGGGAAGGUUUAUACUGUUGUGGUGGUGAAGAGGGAUGAGGAGGUUAGGGCUGUGGUCGGGAAGCACAGGCACGCAUGGAUUGUAGGUAGGGUUUCGGAGGUGGAUGCGGUGGAGAAGGUGGCGGAGAUUUUCAUUAGGGUUUUCGUGAAUGGUGGGAAGGAAGGAGGAGUGAUUCCCGGGGAGUUUAUGCCUGUGGGUGCUGAUGGGAAGGUUGUGCUUUCUUUCAAUUUGUUGAAUGCUGAUCCGGAUGACUGGGUUUAUGACUGGGAUUUUCAAAAAGUAGAUGAGAUACUUUUGACUCCCGUUAUAGAGGCUUUGGGACCUGUCGCAAACAUAAGUGUGGAAAGUCAGGUUCUAUACCAUACACCAAAGUCCUCAUUUUCUUAUUGGGAUGGUGAGCUGGAGAGUUACAUUUUCAGCACCAAAGAUCUGCCUUUCUUUGUGAAUUCAAACGAGUGGCAUCUGGAUACUUCCAUUGCAGCUGGCGGGAGGUCAAAAGUCUUGCAUGUUGUGGUCUAUGUUCCAUCUGCAAAGGAGUGCCCUCUUCUGUUACAGCUUCCCAAUGGAGAGAUUUCCAGGACAAAUAGCUUUAUAUCUCCAAUGUGGGGAGGUGUUAUUGUUUGGAACCCCCCAGGCUGUUCAACGAAUUCAGAAACUAUGCAUCUUCUCGGGAAUAAAAUCUCACAUCAGGACCUUGAGAAGGUUUUUGAAGUUUUCAUGGGGCAGUUGCGGCAACUUUUUGGUCUGAAAUCCAACAACUUGUAUCUCGGAGCAUCAGGAACAUUUGUCCUUUUAGCUAGUGAAAGAGGCUUUACAGAAUGGGAACUGGAUGUGUUGUCGCGGCAGCACACAUGUUUUAAUCUUCUUUCAUGUACAACAACCCUUGGAUCACUUUCGAGACUGGUCCAAUCACUUCCCAGGAUGAUUAUAAAGGAUGAGAUAGGGAAACAGGUGAAGUUUUCUCUUGAGGCUGCAAAUUUGGCUCAAAGUAAUGCCUCACUUGGAAUUUAUGAGGCUUCAGCUUUGUCCUCAAGACAAGCAAGAUCCUUGGCAGAAGACGCCUUUUUCCACCCGUCUAUAAUGUCAGUGAGCUAUUACUCAUUUGAGCAUUGCUUUGCCGUCUAUUCGCCCUUCUUUCUGCCAGUCUCGUUACACGUAAUUCUUGCUGCUGUCAGAGAGUGGAGAAGAGUCAAGACAGAGCAGAAAAAAUACGUAGCAUGGAAAACCAAAGAUGGAAGGUAGCAUUGGGAUAUAUUACUGAUUUUUUACUUGAAGACAGCCUCUGACGGGCGGUUUAGUGUGUGUUGCGUGAGGGUUUUAUACGGAAUUCAAGCUUCUGAUGCAGCCAAGUUGCUAUUUGAAGACUAUCUAAAAUCCAUUUUGCCUCUCAAAAGCAAGACCAACGAGCUGCCACAAAUUCAACUUAAUCCUUAGUGUGUGCAUAUUUUUGUGUUUCAAAGGUUGGGCAAAUUGAAGAUCUGAGUUGAUUCUUUCAUCCACUUUACUCUUGUUCUUCUGCCUCUAGUAUUAUCUGUGGUUGCUGUGUAAUACUUUGUCAGAGUGUCGGUUUAUAUGUAAAAUUCACGGUACUGGAACUAUUUUCUUUGGGGUUCCCAAAUUUUCCCAAGAUGCGUUUUUGUACGCUGAUUCUCUAUUUGAUUUCUCAAAACGAGGGAAAUUUCUGUCUA